GCUAAGAAACUAUCAAGCCGCACGCAGAUAGAUACACACAGGCGAUUAGCGACUGAAUAUAGAUAUAGAUAUAGAGAGAGAAAGUUAGAAAAUCUAGAGAGAGAGAGAAAAGAUGUCAUCGUCGUUCGAUACCUUCAGCGUCGACGGCGAAGAAUCAGCAACGAUCCAAUCAUCCACCGGUCAAUUCGAUGAAAAUUACUUCGACAACAGCAGCACCGCCGCCGAUACGACGCCGUAUCAGUUCCCCGCCGACGGUGAAUCAGUAGACAGUCCAGAUCCGUACGGAUUCGAUUCGCAUCAGGAUCCGGAUCCUUAUUCUCAACCGCCUCAGUCAUCUUCACCGUUUGAUUCAUCAACAUCGGUCCCGAUCUCUAACGGUGUGAAUCAGGAUUACGAUGACGGUUUAUUCAGUUCAGAUGGACCUAUCCUUCCACCGCCUAGUGAGAUGCGUGAAGAAGGUUUUGCUCUUCGUGAAUGGCGUCGACUUAAUGCACUCCGUCUUGAGGAGAAAGAGAGCAAAGAGAGGGAAUUACGGAGCCAGAUCAUCCAGGAAGGUGAAGAUUAUAUUAGAGCUUUUCAUGAAAAGAGACUGAAAAACAUUGAGACCAACAAACUCACCAAUAGAGAGGGCGAGAAGAUGUAUGUAGCAAAGCAAGAAAAAUUCCACAAAGAAGCUGAUAAACAAUACUGGAAAGCGAUAGCCGAGCUGAUUCCUCGCGAGGUUCCAAACAUUGAAAAGAGAGGUAAGAAGGAUAAAGACAAGAAACCAUCCAUUACGGUGAUUCAAGGACCCAAGCCUGGAAAACCCACAGAUCUCUCAAGGUUGCGUCACAUCUUGGUGAAGCUCAAGGUCACCCCACCUGCUCACAUGGUUCCACCACCACCACCUGCUGCUGCUAAAGACGGAAAGGAAGCCAGCAAAGAUGGGAAAGUAGUUGCUAAGGACGGAAAGGAUGCAGCCGCGUCAACUAGCGAAACAGUAGCUGCUAAAGAUUCUGCCUCAAAUGGUACUGAAGCUCCAGCUGCAGCAGUUGAACAAUCUGCUGCUUGAAUCCUAAAUUUUCUUUAAUAUAAAGAUUUUAGGUUAGCUCUCAGUCUAAGAACGUAUAAUUUUCGUUGGUGUGGAUUCAGAGGAUUAAUUUUCAUAAUCAACUGCAACAUGUUGCUUGUUUACAGAUAACUGUUAUUGUGUUUCAAGUAUGUUAUUACCUUUGGUGUAAGAAGAGCUGUUUAUUUUGAUUAUAUGAUGAUGUUAAUGGUU
Messenger RNA from Erigeron canadensis, 1261 nucleotides. RefSeq names its product clathrin light chain 1-like. Bases 113 to 1051 code for a protein of 312 amino acids. The record is from RefSeq and is a predicted model, not a curated record. The transcript has 3 exons. Gene Ontology annotation, cellular component: clathrin coat of trans-Golgi network vesicle; clathrin coat of coated pit; plasma membrane. Gene Ontology annotation, biological process: intracellular protein transport; clathrin coat assembly; clathrin-dependent endocytosis. NCBI's taxonomy places the organism in Eukaryota, Viridiplantae, Streptophyta, Magnoliopsida, Asterales, Asteraceae. Gene Ontology annotation, molecular function: clathrin heavy chain binding; structural molecule activity.